UCUUUCCGAAAUCAUAUGACCCAUCAUGGGUUGCUGUAGCUCUAUAUUUUUAAACAAUAUUUAGGUCAUAUAUUUACCUGAGAAAUGGCUGCAGAAACCAUCGCACCUGACUGGGAAUUUGACCGCUUUGACGACAGUUCGCAGAAAAUACACACAGAUGUUCAACUGAAGAACUACGCCAAGUUUCUGGAGGACUACACGUCACAGCUAAGGGGCAUUGAGGAGGCUCUCGAUGACUCCAUUGGAGAUGUUUGGGACGUCACUCUGGACCCCAUUGCCCUGAAACUCCUCCCGCAUGAACAGUCGUCCCUGUUGGAGUUAAUUAAAACAGACAAUAAGGUUCUGAACAAAGUCAUCACAGUGUAUGCCGCACUGUGUAGUGAAGUGAAGACACUCAAGUAUGAGGCAGAAAACAAGUUCUACAAUGGAUUAUUGUACUAUGGAGAAGGAGUAUCAGACUGCAGCGUUGUGGAAGGGGAGUCCCAAAUUCAGAUGGGCAGAUUCAUCUCCUUCUUACAGGAACUGUCCUGCUUUGUGUCAAGAUGUUAUGAAGUGGUGGUCAACAUUGUCCAUCAGCUAGCGGCCCUCUACAACAGCAACAAGGGUGCGGCAAAAAUUAUUGAAUCAUCAGGUGUGCACUUCCAGAUAGUGUAUGAACAUCUUGGUGAUUUGUUGGUGGUUCUACUCACACUUGACGAAAUUAUGGAAAAUCAUGGCACGCUCAAGGAUCACUGGAAGAUGUAUAAAAGGUUAUUGAAGUCUGUUCGCCAUAAUCCUGGGAAAUUUUCAAUUGCUGAAGAGAAACUGAAACCAUUUGAGAAGCUCUUGCUCAAGCUCGAGGGGCAGCUGCUGGAUGGCAUGAUACUGCAGGCAUGUGUGGACCAGAGAUUUGAUGAUCCUGGGGAAGGAGUAGCUGUAGCCAAAAACACCAACUUUGCUGAAGAGUUUGCCUUUAACAUACGGACCAUAUUCUCCAAUGUGGAAUCUAAGAUUGGAGAACCCUCAGAGAUCGACCAGAGAGAUAAAUAUGCAGCUGUUUGUGCUCUUUUUGUGCUUCACUUUCACAUCUUUCGGUGUAUUGACAAAAAGCUCUACAAAGCACUACUGGACGUCUGUAAAAAGGUUCCAGCUGUCACCCUGACUGCUAACAUCAUCUGGUUCCCUGAUGCGUUCCUGCUUGCCAAGGUUCCCGCUGCAGCCAAACAGAUAGACAAGAAGAGUGUUCAGGCCAUCAGAGCACAUCGAGACACCUUCUUGCAGCAAAGAGCUCAGACCCUCACAAAGGACGUUCAGUCCUACUAUGUGUUUGUCACGUCAUGGAUGAUGAAGAUGGAGUCCAUUCUGUGCAAGGAGCAAAAAAGUGACAAGAUGGCUGAAGACCUUAACAGCAGAUGUAAUGUUUUUGUCCAGGGCGUCUUGUAUGCAUACAGCAUCGGCACCAUUAUCAGGACCACCAUGAACAUGUACAUGUCCAUGCAGCGGCCCAUGACCAAGACGUCUGUCAAAGCUCUGUGUCGAUUGCUGGAAUUGUUAAAGGCUGUGGAGCACACGUUUCAUAGACGCUCUAUGGUUGUUGCAGAUUCCGCGUCUCACAUCACUCAGCAGCUGCAGUCACAGGCCCUCAAUGCCAUCUGUGUCGCAAAGAAAAGAGUAAUAUCUGACAAGAAGUACAGUGAGCAGCGUCUGGAUGUGCUGUCCUCAUUGGUGCUGGCUGAAAAUGUCCUUAGCGGACCCAGCACAAAGGAGCGACGCCUUGUUGUCUCUUUGGCACUCUGUGUUGGAACUCAGCUGAAAACAUUCAAAGAUGAGGAGUUGCUUCCACUGCAGCUUGUGUUGAAGAAACUGGACUUGAUAAGUGAGCUGAGUGAGAGGAUCAAGCUUCAGUGUGACUGCAGCUUCCUUUAUUGGCAUCGAGCAGUGUUUCCUAUCUACUUGGAUGAUGUUUAUGACAAUGCAGUGGACGCGGCACGGAUACACUACAUGUUUAGCGCCCUGAGAGACUGUGUGCCCUCCAUGUUGCAAACCAAACACAUGGAGUCAUGUGACCAGCUACUGGAGAACUACGACAAGCAGAUCAUGGAUGUUUUCAAUGAGCACCUGCUGGACAAGCUGUGUAAGGAGAUAGAGAAGGACUUGCGUCUCUCUGUUCACACGCACCUGAAGCUGGACGACAGGAACCCUUUCAAAGUCGGCAUGAAGGACUUGGCUCACUUCUUCUCCCUCAAACCCAUCAGAUUCUUCAACCGCUUUAUUCAUAUCAAAGCCUACGUGACGCACUACCUGGAUAAAACAUUCUACAACCUAACAACCGUGGCGCUUCAUGACUGGGCCACUUACAGCGAGAUGAGAAACCUCGCCACGCAGCGUUACGGCCUGACGAUGACCGAAGCACACCUGCCGAGCCAGACACUUGAGCAGGGUUUGGAUGUGUUGGAGAUCAUGAGGAACAUCCAUGUUUUUGUCUCACGCUACCUCUACAACCUCAACAACCAGAUCUUCAUCGAGAAAGCAAGUAACAACAAGCACUUGAACACCAUCAACAUCCGACACAUCGCCAACUCCAUCCGCACCCACGGCACGGGCAUUAUGAACACCACGGUGAACUUCACCUACCAGUUCCUGCGUAAGAAGUUUUACAUCUUUAGCCAAUUCAUGUACGACGAGCACAUCAAAUCCAGACUCAUCAAGGACAUCCGCUUCUUCCGAGAAACAAAAGACCAGUCCGACCAAAAGUAUCCUUUCGAGCGUGCUGAAAAGUUCAAUCGAGGCAUCAGGAAGCUGGGCAUCACUCCUGAUGGACAGAGUUACCUGGACCAGUUCAGACAGCUCAUCAGUCAGAUCGGCAAUGCCAUGGGUUACGUGCGCAUGAUCCGCUCCGGAGGACUCCACUGCUGCAGCAGCGCCAUUAGGUUUGUCCCGGACUUGGAGGAUAUUGUCAACUUUGAGGAGCUGGUAAAAGAGGAGGCGCUGUCAGAGGAAACACAGAAAGCCGCUGGGGUGCUGGAUUCAGUGCUGGAAGAUCUGACAAGCAACUCUGCGGAGGGGACCGAAUAUUUCAAGAUGCUUGUCGCAGUGUUUGCACCUGAGUUUCGAAGUGCAAAGAAUAUGCACCUGAGGAACUUCUACAUGAUUGUGCCUCCGCUGACAGUGAAUUUCGUGGAACAUUCCAUCAGCUGCAAAGAGAAACUGAACAAGAAGAACAAGACCGGCGCUGCUUUCACAGACGAUGGAUUUGCUAUGGGCGUGGCAUACAUUCUGAAGCUGCUGGACCAAUACCUUGAGUUUGACUCCCUGCACUGGUUUCAGUCAGUCCGAGAUAAGUACAAGAAGGAGAUGAAUGCCGUGGUGAAGGAGCAGCACGUCAACUCUGCCAGCCAGGAUCAAAAGUUGCUGCAAACAAUGAACCUCACUCAGAAAAGACUGGAUCUCUACCUUCAGGAGUUCGAGCUGCUUCACUUCUCCUUAAGCAGCGCUCGGAUUUUCUUCAGAGCCGACAAGACCGCAGCCGAGGAAACUCAGGAAAAGAAAGAUAAAGAAGACGCAUCUAAACCUGGAGGUCCUCCUGACGGCUCCAAUCCUGCAGAUUCUGCAUCAAAAUGACCCUCAGCAGCAGACAAGCUUAGGCUAAUACAGGAGCUGCGACACGUCCGACUGCAAACUGGACUAAAGAACCGGAGGAUGGACACAUUUAGUCUAUUGCGUUUUUUAUUUCCAGUACGAAAGAGAUUAUGUGAUUUUUUUUAUCAUUGAAUGUGUACUCAUUAACACACUAAGUGUUGAGAGGAUGAUGUGAUGAACAUCUCUCAGUUUGUACCUGAAGCACAAAAGAGUGAACCAAACAUGUAUGGUAAUGAGCUCAAAAUGGGGCAGCCUUCUGAAACAUAAACAAGUACACUGGAACCUCGGUUAGCAUCAUUAAUUUGUUCCAGAAGGUCUGACUGAAAUCAAAACGGACACCAACCACGUCCAUUUUUAGAAAUCAUGUAAAUCCAGUGAAUCCGUUCCAGAAAGCCAAAAGUGCUAACACAAAGCACAUUUUGAAAGUUAUAGCAAAAAAACAAUUAAAAAUGCAUAUAUAUAUAUAUAUAUAAAUGAUGAAUGAAAUUAAGGUUACUUUUACCUUCAUUAAAGACGUGAUUCUUGAUGUGAGUGUUCCCAAAGACACGAUGUGGCACCACACGGACACCACCUUCCUGUUUUGCCGUGAGUUAUUUCUUGAAUUCAAUCACGGUUCAAAAAUUGCUCCCUCACUCUAUCAUGGUUUUUAAUGUAAAUUAAUCUUGCGUUCGAAUGAGGAGGACAGUUGGAGUACUGCGGCAAUACAGCCAUGGAAAAAAUCAUUAGACCACCCUAGUUUCUUCAGGUACAUUUGUUUGAACCAAUAUAACAAUGACAACAAAAAUAACUCAUAAGAGUUGAAUUUCGUGGCAGUACAAUGCUAUAGCUAUUCAUGUAAGAACUUAAGUGAUUUUGGUUAUUAUCAAGAAAACCAUGGAAGUUGCUAAAUUAAAUGAGCUACAUUUAUUGUCAUCAUCAUAUUGGUCCAAACAAAUGUGCCUUUAGUGGUACCAGACAUUAAAAUGGAUCAAUAAACUGAAGAAACAAGGGUGGUCUAAUAUUUUUUUCUAUGACUGUAUGUUUUAACAAGGAUGCAAAAAUUCUCCAGUACAGUGGAAGGGCGCCAGGAUGAAAAGGCACAUUCACAUGAGUGAAAUACGCGUGAGUGACUAUAAUUUCUUGUAUCUGACCUGGAGGGUGAUCGUUACAAUUCGAACGAAGGCUUGAACUUUUUUGAGAAAAUGUUAUUGCCUGUCUGAGAAAAGUGUAUGGUGAGGGGUUUUACAGUCUUAAAACGUACAUAAUAAUUGCGAAUUUCACCUAUUGCGGGGUUUUUUGGGAACCUAUCCAUCACGAUAAAUGAGGGAACACUGUACUUACAAAGUCAUGAACAGGGUUUUCUAUGCUCUCACUAUGAAAAUAUUCAGUUUAUUAAUAUUGAAUCCUACUUUGCUGAAAUGAGCAAUUAGUCGCGACUGCCCAAAAUGGAUCCCAGGAAAGUUUGAAAUGCCAGCAUUUUGAUAAAUGAGAUGGAAAACAUUAUUAAACUGAAAUAACUCAUGACAAAACAAGAAGAUGGUGUCCGUGGUGUCUCGCUGCCACAUGGUGUUUACACUACACACCAGCAUCAAGACUCACGUCUUCAAUGAAGUAAAAAAACCCCAUAAAUGUUCAUUUAUUUCUUUCAUUUGCCAUUUACUUGUAUUUACAAUUGAUUAAUGCAUAUAAAAUUACAAAAACGUGUUUUGUGAUAACAUUUUGGAGAGUCAACCGUCGAUUUUGUAACUUAGCAAGCUGGCUUCUUUGUUAGAAGCUAAGGAUGUUUUGCGAUUUAAAAAAUACAUUAAGAACUCAGAAAUAACACAAGACGUGCGCCGUAUUGUAGCCUAACCUGAGAAGGCAAACAAAACGAGGCAAAAUUGUGGCGUCAAUUUUCAGUGUCACAUUGAAACCGUUAACCAAGGUUCCGCUGUACUGUAAGUACUACAAAUAGCACGUCUUUGUUGUAAUGUUAUUGUAAUAACAUGAUUGUCCACGGCUUGCUCUGUUUUUUCUUGCUGCCUCACUAUGAAUGUUUUGUUUCCUUUUACCACAAUGUGUAUAAUUGAACGCGUGUGUGCGCCUUUCUAAACUGUAGAUACAUGACUUUAGAUUGCUUGAGUAAUCUGCCUUCAAGACACCCUUUUUCGCAGCACUGAUACAGCAUUACAUUUUAAAACCUUUUGUAAUUUUAUAUCUUAUUGAUAGAAGCGAUAAGCUUGAGGCCGUGUUGCUCAAAAUGACAUUCCAUGGGAUACAAAACGAAUAAAAGUUGCACUGAAAGAAUGAUCUUGAGUGGUGGAGCAAAAAGAACGAAGCAAACUCUUUUGAGAUGACUUUUUUGAUGAAGGAAAGCCUUUUUUCUGCUUUAAUACAAAGAUGAAACCUCGAGAAAUACAAGACAGACUUGCACUGUUUUUCCUCCACAAAUUUUUCCUAUGAAAUUCUGCGUGAGUAAAACUUUUGUCAAAACAUUUUUUUGUUGCUGAGGAUUCGGCGAUUCCUGUAACUUAUUUGGAUAUAAAUGUCCUUGUUGCUUUCACAUAUUCACAUGCUUACCUCAAAAAUGAGGUACAAGGCAGAACAAAGUUUCUUCCAAAAUAGAUGUCAUAUACUGUAUACACAUAUAUAUUUAUAUAUAUUGCAAUCAUAUACAGUAUACACAUUCAAAAUGACAUACUUAGCCAUGUGAUGUCAAAGAAAAUAUACACAAUUUUUAGAAAAUUGUAACAAAGACUGGAAAGUGUUUUUGUUUUACUCUAAAGCAGCUUUGAGGAGGUGUUGAGCCUCUAAGAGGAUUUGUCCAUCUCAGUGGACACCAACGUAGCGCUCAAUGCAAAAGAGACAAAAGGAGAAACAGCAAGAAAUGAGAGAAAAUACAGGUAGUUGGUGCUGGAAUAAAAGGACAGGGAGGAAGUGCAACUUCCAAUGGAAAAAAUAGAAGAAAAAAACAACUUCAGGGAGUGUUGCCGU
This is a messenger RNA of Dunckerocampus dactyliophorus (ringed pipefish), 6570 nucleotides long. RefSeq names its product WASH complex subunit 4 (gene washc4). The record is from RefSeq and is a predicted model, not a curated record. Gene Ontology annotation, biological process: endosomal transport; endosome organization. The transcript is spliced from 33 exons. Gene Ontology annotation, cellular component: WASH complex; endosome. NCBI's taxonomy places the organism in Eukaryota, Metazoa, Chordata, Actinopteri, Syngnathiformes, Syngnathidae. Bases 85 to 3600 code for a protein of 1171 amino acids.